Messenger RNA from Racocetra persica, 546 nucleotides. The record is from the annotation of a GenBank genome assembly. NCBI's taxonomy places the organism in Eukaryota, Fungi, Glomeromycota, Glomeromycetes, Diversisporales, Gigasporaceae.
GAUAUUGGAACACAGCAAGCGUUACUUCAAGAAAUAUAUUCAUUAGUCUCAAAACGUCCUGAUACGGCUUGUAAUUUUCUUGAAGGGAGUCAAAUGCUCGGUGGAAAAGACACUCGUGUUAUUUAUAGGCAUUAUGCAACUUUAUUUUUCGUUUUUGUGGUUGAUGAAAGUGAAAGCGAAUUGGGAAUUUUGGAUUUAAUUCAGGUGUUCGUUGAAAGUUUGGAUCGAUGUUUUGAAAACGUGUGCGAACUAGAUCUGAUAUUUCAUUUUGAAGAGGUUCAUCAUAUUCUUUCAGAAGUAGUUUCAGGAGGAAUGGUACUGGAAACAAACAUAUCAGAGAUAGUAUCUGCGUAUAACGAAGCAAAUAAACUUAAGAAACGUUCUGGAACGAUAGCAACAAUUUCAACAAGUGGUGCUAGCGCAGUGGCUCGUGAUUUGGGUGCUAAUUUUGCAAGUACUGUAACAUCUACUUUACAGAAUACAUUACAAACUACUGUUAGUGCGACAUUCCCUACAUUUAGAAGGAGCUCUGGAUUCAAUACCUAG